AUGGUUCUAGCCCAAGUAAUUGCUUAUCAUGCUAUCCAGGAUUAUAUUAUGAUUAAACCACACAAAGGUGUUUUAUUUGUAAUCCAGCCUGUAAAACUUGUAAUGGACCAAACUCAAACAAUUGUUUAUCUUGUAAUACAGGAAUAUACUAUAAUUAAGAUACUAAAUAAUGUAUUUGUGAUUCGACUUGUAAAACCUGUGAUGGUCCGAAUUCAAAUAAUUGUUUAUCUUGUAAUACUGGAAUAUACUACAAUUAACUAACAAAAUAAUGUCUUUGUGAUUCAACAUGUAAAACUUGUAAUGGCCCAAAUUCAAAUAAUUGUUUAUCUUGUUAUACUGGAAAAUACUACAAUUAAAAUACUAAAUAAUGUAUUUGUAAUUCUACUUGUUAAACCUGUGAUGGGCCUAAUUCAAAUAAUUGUUUAUCUUGUAAUCCAGGGUCUUAUUAUAAUUAAGCCACAAAAUAAUGCUUUAAUUGUGAUCCGACCUGUAAAACUUGCGAUGGACCAAGUUCAAGUAAUUGUUUAUCAUGCUUUUAUGGAUUAUAUUAUAAUUAAUCCACAAAACAAUGUCUUUGUGAUUCAACCUGUAAAACUUGUGAUGGUCCAAAUUCAAACAAUUGUUUAUCAUGCUUUUCUGGUUUAUAUUACAAUUAAUCGACGAAACAAUGUCUUUGUGAUCCAACUUGUAAAACUUGUGACGGUCCUAGUUAAAAUGAUUGUUUAUCCUGUAAUUCAGGAUUAUAUUAUUAGUAAGCUUAAAAGCAGUGUGUAAAAUCUUGUAAUCAAAAUUAAUUUCCAAAUGCAUAGCUGUGGUGUCAAUUAUGUGAUAAAAGUUGUGCAAGUUGUAAUGGAUAGGAUUCAAACAAUUGCUUAAGUUGUUACCCUAACAGCUUUCUCUAUAAUUAAUAAUGUGUUAGCCUUUGCCCAAAUGGGUUUUAAAGUAAUUUUACUGCACUCACAUGUGAUUCUUGCCAAUAUUAUUGGAGCCUAUAAUGUAAUCCCUGCAACCCCAGUUACUUGCUAUAAUGAAACUAGAUAAAUAGAUGUUUCAAGUAAAAAAUGUGUUUGUAAAAACCAAAAUGAUUAAAGGAAUAUAUUUUAUUAAUGCAGCUAUCAAAAUAUUGCUGUUGUUGAUGCAAGAUUAAGUGCAACUUCCCCAAAACUUAUUAUUGAUUUAGGAUCUCCAUUGAUAAAUAUCAUAUCAAAUACAUCUUAGUCUUUGUGCUCAUAGAUAUUUGAUCAAGCAACUCUAGACAUAAUUGGGUUAGAUUCCUAAUGCUAAAUAAGUGGGAAUCAUAUUUAGGUUGAUUUAAGCGACUCAUCAACAAUAAUGGAGAAUAAUUCAAUUUUUUUUUUGCCAAAUAAGUUGCAGUUUACAGAUUAUAGUGACUAAUUCAUUAAUGUAUUUUAUACAAACAUUACUUUCUAAGAUCCCCCUGGAAUUCCUUAACUUUAAUUUAGCUAUAAUCAUAUAGAAAAUAGCUGUAACUCUAUAAAUAUAACUCUUUAUAGUAUUUAAAAUGAUGCAGGAAGAAAAUUUAUGAGUCUAAAUUGGACUUUAAAUCAAAUAGAAGGCUCCAUAAGCAACGAGUAGUAAGAAAGUAUAAAACAGAUCUUAUUAAAAGCAAGCUAAAAUAAAAACACUAGUUUAAUUAUAGGUCCUUAAUACAUACCUCCAAAUAUUAAUAUUACUAUAUAAUUUAGUUAUUUACUUAAGAUUAACUAAACUGGUGUUUAAACGUUUACUAUUAUUUAUCAAAAAUAAAAAUUAAUAAGAGUCAAUUAUUAGCAAUCUUUGUAUCCACCAAUUUAUAGAUCUAUGAGCUUGAGUUUCUACUUUUAGUUUUAUAUUGAGACUUGCCAUUUAGGUCUGAUAACUCAUUUUAAUGAGCCUGUUGAUUUACAACUAGUUUCUAAUUAGCUUUAAAAGUAAAGCCUAAGUCAAUAUAAUUAAUCAAGCUUUUAAUAUGAUAUUCUUCCUUACUCCUUAGCAUCUAACUAAACUUUUAAUAUGAGUCUGAUUUUGAAUUUGAGUUCAGAUAAUAAGAUUGCUACCAUUCAAAAUGUAUCAGUUAAUAUUUAAAUUACAGAUUUGUAUUUACAAAUUAUUGGAGGCUCAAGUCUUAAUUUAGGUUAUCAAAAUAAAAUGGUCUUAAAUACAGAAUCAAGGGAUUAUGAGAUUUAAGAUCAAAAUUCCUUUUAAAAUAUCAAUUUUAGUUGGAAGUGUUCUAGUUUUUCCUCUAAUGAUCAUAUUUGCUAUGAUUACUAGAAUAAGUAGAUUUAAUUGCCACAAGGAGCCAGUAGUAUAACAUUUCCUGCUAAAACCUUUUAACCAUACACUAUAAUUUAGCUUACAGUUGUUGGAUAAAAAGAUUCAAGGCAAUCAAAUUUCACCACUACUUGUAUAUUCUCAGAAUUAAAUAUUCCUCCACUAAAUAUUUUAUAAACAGCAACAAGUAUUAACAGAAAAUUUAAUUUAAACGAUGAUCUGAAUUUUUAAAUAAUUUAUGGUGAAAAUAUUUCAUCAGAUUACUUCUCUUAUGCAGGAGCUAUUUUAUAUGAUAAUGAUGCAGUUGCAGCAAUCAAAUUUGAUUAUUUCCAAAUAAGAUUCAGAAUUUGGAACUAUUUUUAAAAAAUAAAUCCCUCAAAACCAACACUUUAAAUAAGAUUUUCAGUGUAUAAUCCCUUAUUUGUUAUGCCAAGCUCAUCUAUAAUUAGCAUUUAAAUUAACAUUCCCCCUCAGAAUUGUGUUUUAAAUAUAAAUCCCUUAUAGGGAAUAGCUCUUCAAACUAUCUUCUAAAUUUAAUUGUUGAGUUGUACAGAUGAAGAUCUUCCUCUAACUUACUAGUUCUUCUAUUAUAAUAGUGCAGACGAUGCCCAUCAAGAAUUAGUUUCUCCAUGGAAUAUAUUAAGAAGAUAAAUAUAAGAUUAGACAACAAACAACUCAAUUUAAACAGUUCUACCUAAUGGAAAUCUAGUUGUUAUGGUACAGGUCAUGGAUUCUUACCUAGGAGUUUAUAACUCCUCUUCUUUAGUAUAGGUUCAAGCUUAGAAUAAAUCAGUUGACGAAUAUUAUAAACUUGUAAAUGAACUCACUUCGUAAGCAAAUAUAUAAGCUACUAACUAAUUAGUUACUUUAAGCAUUAUAGCAGAAGAUAUCAGUAAAAAUAAUUAACUAUCAUAACAGUUGAUUGAUUUAGUAAGUAUAUUGAUUUAAAAUAUAUAGCAAUAGUCUCUCUAAAUACCUAAAUUCUCCCUUUUGUCUACAUUUGCUAACAAGGUAACUGCUUAGUUAUCAUAGCUACUAUUUAGCUCGUCAUACUAAAACAAUGUUACCUCAUAAAAAAAUACAAUAUUUACUUAACUGUAAACAAUACUCUAAAAUACUAAUUCAAGCAUACAAAAUAGUAAUCUUAGUCAUUUACAAUAAAAUAACGAUAUCCAAAUUUAAAAUAUGGUAGAUUCUUUUAAAAUUUUAAACUCAAGUGUUACUAAGAAUAGUAAUAAUUCAUAUGAUGAAAUUUAGUCAUAUGAUCAAAUAUCAACUUAGAUUGGAAAUCUGCUUAAUAAUAUUAGUUUACCAAACUAAGGACAAAUUACUCUAAAUGGCGACUUGUCAACUCUUUUAUCAGAAAAAGUAACAUAGAAAAACCUAUUCAAAUAUGUUAUAAGUAUAAAUGACUAGAAUUUUGAAAAUUAAACUAGUUUAAAAUUUUACAUACUCUAAGAAUGA
Messenger RNA from Tetrahymena thermophila SB210, 3735 nucleotides. Its product is annotated as REJ domain protein. The transcript is spliced from 6 exons. The record is from RefSeq and is a predicted model, not a curated record. Lineage: Eukaryota; Ciliophora; Oligohymenophorea; Hymenostomatida; Tetrahymenidae.